Effrenium voratum is the source of this 1488-nucleotide messenger RNA. The record is from the annotation of a GenBank genome assembly. NCBI's taxonomy places the organism in Eukaryota, Dinophyceae, Suessiales, Symbiodiniaceae.
AUGGGUGGCUUCAAUGCCUGGGCGAAGGAUGGCAAGGGCAAGCCACCCCGCCAUUUUGACCAGGAAACCUUCAUGGUGGACAACUCGGAGCUACGGUCCGAUGCCCGGGGCAUUUUCUACCGGAAGAGCAUGAGCCUGGUGGACAAGGACCGGAAGAUUGCAGAGUUCAAGUCGGUCGUGCGAGGCAUGGUCUGUGGUCAAUGGCUGCAAGUGGGGGACCUCUACCUGCCGAUGGAGGUGAACGGCAAGCGAGUUCUGCUGCAAGCGUGGUGGUCACAGGACCGCGACGACUCACCGGUGGAGAAGCACUUGGAACGCCGGGAGCUGCAGCUUUCCGCGGCCGAGAGCCAGAAAGCGGAGCGGCCGCAGCCGUUGCCGGAGCCGAACUUCGAGAGCCCGCCAGAGGUUCGGCCCCUGACCCGUGGGAGCGGCACGCUCUACGAGGUGGUGUGUGAUCGCCUGAUCAUCCGCACGGCCCCGCACCCCAAAGCCCCCAUGCAGGGCACCAGGAGGCGCGGACAAGUGUUGGAGCUCUUUGACUGGGACAAACUACGCGAGAUGCGGCGCCUGAUGACGCUGCUGGGCCCCGCGUGGGUGGCCCUGGAUAGCGCAAAUGGACCGCAGCUGAGGCCCAAAGGUUUGGCCCACGGGCAUGUGGAUCCCCUGUGCCAAGCUGCGCGAGAAGGCUGCGUGCAGGACCUGCACCGCUUCAUUUCCGAGGGCCUGGACGUGAACUCGGGGGACGUGUCGCCGCUGAUGCUGGCGGCGCAGCGGGAGGGCUGGCAGGGCUUGGUGUGCUGCGUGCUGCUGCUGGAAGCCGGCGCCGACCCGAAGCGCUCAACGGGUGACCCGGAGAAACUGGCGGACCUGGAGCGCCGGAAGAGAGCGGCGGUGGAGGCGGAGGAUUUUCAGCAGGCAGCCCACCUCAAGGAGGAGAUACAGCGCCUCAAGGACGCGGAAACAACGCAGCGGCUUGGAGGCACCGCGGGGGCGCAGCUCCUGGCGGCACUCGAGCGGGACGCGGACGUCUCCUUCCACGAGAUCUUCGAGGAGGUUCGCGGCAUGGACGCGCCCUGUCAAAACCUGCCGCAGCGCGUGCAUCGCUUGCUGGAGGUGCACCAGCCAGAGCGGGAGCCGCUUUCGCCGCCGACACCGGCGCCGCCGAAACCGGGGCCGGCGUCUCCGCCGCCGGGCGCUUCGGCAGUGUGUGAGAACGAGGAGUCGUGGCUGGCCACGCCACUGGCGGCGCGCCGGCAGGGUGCGGUGUACCGGGUGGCGGCAGAGAAGGCCUGGGUCUACGAAAAGCCCUCCACCAGUGCGGAGCUGCUUGGGCUUCUGCGGCAGCAUCAGCUGCUGGAGAUCUUGGACUACGACCUACCCAGAUCCUUCGGGCGCGUGGUGGUGGAGCAGAACGGCGGCCGAGAAAGCGGCUGGGUAUUGCUGGAGGAUGAGUUCCUGGGCCCGUUGCUGAAGCCCUUUCGCGGCUAG